GACGGGAGAAGCUCACUCCCCCAUUCGUCUUGCACCACAAUGUCGUCGAUCAAGACCCUCAACCCGAAGGCCGAGGUGGCGCGCGCGUCCCAGGCGCUGCUGGUCAACAUCACGGCUGCCCAAGGUCUCCAGGAGGUCCUCAAGAGCAACCUCGGUCCCAAGGGCACCAUGAAGAUGCUCGUCUCUGGCUCUGGCGACAUCAAGAUCACCAAGGACGGCAACGUUCUUCUCCACGAAAUGCAAAUCCAACACCCGACGGCCUCGCUCAUUGCCCGCGCAUCGACCGCCCAGGACGACGUGACUGGCGACGGCACGACCUCGACGGUGCUGCUCAUUGGCGAGCUGCUCAAGCAGGCCAACCGUUACAUGUCCGAGGGCCUGCACGCCCGCAUCAUCAACGAGGGCUUUGAGAUUGCCAAGAAGAAGGCCCUCCAGGUCCUCGAGGACCUGAAGGUCAGCAAGGACAUGGAUCGCGACACGCUUGUCCAGGUCGCCCGCACCUCCCUCCGCACAAAGGUUCCGCUGGAUCUUGCCGACCGUCUGACAGAGGUCAUUGUCGACUCGUUGCUGACGAUUCAGCGCCCAGAGCGACCACUGGACCUGUUCAUGGUUGAGAUCAUGGAGAUGAAGCAGAAGGCAGACGUUGACGCGACUCUUGUCAAGGGCUUGGUGCUGGAUCACGGCGGUCGUCACCCCGACAUGCCCAAGCGUGUUGAGGAUGCUUACAUUCUUACACUCAACGUGUCUCUCGAAUAUGAAAAGAGCGAGAUCAACUCGGGCUUCUUCUACAGCUCUGCUGCCGAGCGCGACAAGAUGGUCGCUGCCGAGCGCAAGUUUGUCGACGACAAGGUUCGCAAGCUGAUCGAGUUCAAGAACUCUGUUGUCGGGUCGUCGAACAAGGGCUUUGUCAUUAUCAACCAGAAGGGUAUUGACCCUCUGUCGUUGGACAUGCUCGCAAAGGCCAACAUUCUCGCUCUUCGCCGCGCCAAGCGACGAAACAUGGAGCGUCUCGGUCUCGCGUGCGGUGGCAGCGCCAUGAACACGGUGGAUGAGCUCACCCCCGAAGUGCUCGGCUGGGCUGGCGUCGUCUACGAGCAGUCGAUCGGCGAGGAAAAGUUCACCUUUGUCGAGAACUGCAAGAGCCCGCUGUCCGUCACUCUGCUUUUGCAAGGCCCUGCCGCGUACAGCAUCACCCAGCUGAAGGACGCUGUUCGCGACGGUCUCCGUGCUGUCAAGAACGCCAUCGAGGAUAAGGCCGUCAUCCCUGGCGCUGGCGCGUUCGAAGUCGCCCUCUCGAGCGAGCUCCAACGCUUUGCCCUGACCAUCAAGGGCCGCGCACGUCUUGGUGUCCAGGCAUUUGCCGACGCCUUCCUCAUCAUCCCCAAGGUUCUUGCCCAGAACGCUGGCUUUGAUCCCCAGGACACGAUGGUCACACUUCAGGAGGAGCAUCAAGCUGGUCACAUCUCUGGCGUUGAUCUCGCAACAGGUCUUGCCCUCAACCCCGCCGACGAGGGUAUCUGGGACAACUACCGCGUCAAGCGUCAACUCAUUCACUCGUGCUCGGUCAUUGCUGGCAACCUUGUGCUUGUCGACGAGAUCCUGCGUGCUGGCCGCUCGUCUCUUAAGGGCUAAUCGAACUGUGUGUUGUCCGUUUUCGUCUGUAUCAUAAAACCGACAAUUUUCUUUGGCUGCA
Capsaspora owczarzaki ATCC 30864 is the source of this 1693-nucleotide messenger RNA. Its product is annotated as chaperonin containing TCP1. Gene Ontology annotation, cellular component: chaperonin-containing T-complex. The record is from RefSeq and is a predicted model, not a curated record. Bases 40 to 1632 code for a protein of 530 amino acids. NCBI's taxonomy places the organism in Eukaryota, Filasterea, Ministeriida, Capsasporidae. Gene Ontology annotation, biological process: protein folding. The transcript is spliced from 7 exons. Gene Ontology annotation, molecular function: ATP hydrolysis activity; ATP binding; ATP-dependent protein folding chaperone.